Messenger RNA from Arachis stenosperma, 1095 nucleotides. Its product is annotated as isoflavone 7-O-methyltransferase-like. NCBI's taxonomy places the organism in Eukaryota, Viridiplantae, Streptophyta, Magnoliopsida, Fabales, Fabaceae. Gene Ontology annotation, biological process: methylation. The transcript is spliced from 2 exons. Bases 1 to 1095 code for a protein of 364 amino acids. The record is from RefSeq and is a predicted model, not a curated record. Gene Ontology annotation, molecular function: O-methyltransferase activity; protein dimerization activity; S-adenosylmethionine-dependent methyltransferase activity.
AUGGAUUUACUAAGUGGUCGCAAAGCAAAUGAGAUUUUUGAAGGGCAAGUUCAUGUUUACAAACAUAUAUUUGCUUACUUAGAUUCUAUGUGCCUUAAAUGGUGCAUUGAGUUAGAAAUACCAACCAUAAUCUACAACCAUGAAAAACCCAUCACCCUUCAUGAAUUGAUCUCAAUUUUACAAGUUCCACCAUCCAAAAUUAGUGGUGUGGAACGUCUUAUGCGCCACCUAAGUCACAAUGGAUUCUUUGAUAUUGUAACAAUCCAUGAUGAUGAUGGUGGUGAUGAAAACAAAGAAGAAAAAGAAGCAUAUGCUCUCACUAUUGCUUCUGAGCUUCUUGUUAAAGGCACUGAAUAUUGUUUAACUCCAAUGGCUAAGUGUUCUCUUGAUCCAUCUGUGUCAAGUUCUUAUAACUUACUAGGAAAAUGGACUUUAGAAGAAAAUCUUACUUUAUCUGAAAUUUCCCUUGGAACAAAUCUUUGGAACUUUCUUAGCAAAAACCCUUCAAUUUUGACAUCCUUUAAUGAGUCAAUGGCUAGUGACUCUCAAAUGGUGAAGUUGGCAUUGAAAGAUCAUAGUGCUGUUUUUGAAGGGUUGGAAUCCAUUGUAGAUGUUGGUGGUGGAAAUGGAACCAUAUCUAAGAUUAUUAGUGACAUGUUUCCCAAAUUGAAGUGCAUAGUGUUUGACCUUCCACAUGUUGUGGAGAAUUUUUCAGGAACCAGCAGCAACAAUUUGAGCUUUAUUGGUGGAGACAUGUUCAAUUUUAUACCUGAGGCUGAUGCUGUUCUACUUAAGUGGAUUCUACAUGAUUGGGAUGAUGAACAAUGUGUAAAGAUAUUGAAGAAAUGCAAAGAUGCAAUUUCAAAGAACACUAAAGGAGGAAAAGCAAUUAUCAUAGAUUUUGUGAUAAAUGAAAAACAAGAUGAAUUUGGACUUACUCAAAUGAAGCUCAGAAUGGAUAUUGCCAUGACAAGUAUGAAUGGAAAGGAGAGAAGUGAAGAGGAAUUCAAGAAGCUUUUUUUGGAAGCAGGCUUUGAGGAUUAUAAAAUAUUUCCUUUAACCGGAAUGUAUUCUCUUAUUGUGGUUUUUUCUUAG